Molecule: messenger RNA, 4936 nt
Organism: Phaedon cochleariae (mustard beetle)
Lineage: Eukaryota; Metazoa; Arthropoda; Insecta; Coleoptera; Chrysomelidae
Source: the annotation of a GenBank genome assembly
AGACCGAAACUACUACCGAAGCGGUAGGAAACUCAAAAUACGGGGGACUGUUAUACGGUUUACGUUGUUGCGGAAUCGCAGGAGCGUGUGUAAUAUUCUGCAUUUCGACACACGUGUGUUAUCGUGGCCGACCAGUGACUAGGUAGCUAGAUUUCGCGAGAAAGUAAUGCUGGCGCGUUGUCAUUGAGACUUUGUUAGUUUCCGUGAUGAGUCGACUCAAAUCUGAUGAUAUGUAGGUGCGAAUCGAGUUUUAGGACGGCAGCUUCGGAAUUAUGAGGGAAACAACGCUGGCUCUUUCUUCUUGGAUAUUUUUGUUUGUUAUUGCACCUACGACAUGCGUGAACGUCCACUUCGAGAACAAGGACGGCGGCUUCUUCAUCAAGCAGCAGCCGCGUCAGCACUUCCCGCCCCCGCCUCCGUCCCCUGGCGUCGAGACGUCCACCGCCGGGACGCCAGGUGGCCUUUCGGGCGUCCCUCUCUCCGUCGACCGGUUCACGGUGUUCCAGAGCUCGCAGCCCAUUUCGGUGAGAGCCACUUAUGGGCCUUUCAGCACCAAGCAGACCGUGCCUGCUAGGUACAUCGUGCCGGAUCCUUUGCCCUUGAACACGUCAGGCCCGGCCAUCGACCUCCAAGACCAAGCCACCCACCACCUGGACAUGUCCGCGCACGUCGUCCGCUCCGAGGUGCCACGAGACUCUCCCGUGCUGCGCGUGGUCUUCCACACGGGCACCGACCCCGGCGGCCGCAGACAGGUGCUGCUGGCGCGCAGGCGGCAGAAGGUGUGCGUCGCUCUGCACGCGUCCAUGGGAGACAAGACUCCCCUCCACGCCGCUUGCAGUCCGGACGGGGAGGACGGAGUCUGUCUGGCGCAGAUUACCAUUCCAUCUUCUUGGUGGCCGCCGCUGCCAACUCCUGACAAAGAUGGCAGACCAGGUAAAAUCACCAAGACCCCACCUCGAAUCGUCCAGGUUGCCUAUUCGGUCCUGGAGCCCUGGCCAGACGAGGGUGAAGGUUGUCACCCGAAGAUGCAGGUGCAACCUUCGGUGGUGCUCGGUAACGUACCACUCGUCCCUGCCAAAGGGGCCUACAAGGAGGUGAAGCUGGCCGACGCCAUUACUCUGCUGGUUCCGCAUCCGCCUCUUUUUCCAAUGUCCAGAAUGCACGUUCCCGUCUUCGUCGAUAGGCAGAAAGCCAAGCUGCUGACCGCCAUAGUUGUGAGGGCUCGUGUGAAAAGUGGGGUUCAUCUGUUGGAAGCCAUCCCAUCAGGUGCAUCUGCCUGGAAUGUCACUGUGGAUAUAAAUCCCAGACAAACUGCUGCAACCAUCACUCUCGUCAGAAGAGAACCACCAGAUUCCGAAAGUACUGCAAAUGUGGGAGAGGUUCAGGAACUGUUUACUUGGCUUAUCGAAAUUACCGAAGACGCCAUCGAAAACUACGAUGGAAGCAGAAUAGUGUGGACUGCCAGAUACGAACCCCAUCAGGAUGAAUCCGAAGUCGAAUCACACAGAUCUGAAGGAAGAAAAUCUAUUUCCAGAUUCGACAUUCAGAAGGACGAUAUCCAGGCUGUAGUCCCCAUCAGUAAGAAUUGGGAAGUGCUGAACACUGCUGUUCUUACAGGACUGCAAGUCUCGCAGGCCAUGAAGAUUUUCAUCGUUUCACAGGCAGGAAAGGCGGCUGAUGUGACGUACCAGGCCUCCUGUCAUUCUGAGGACGAAAGCGUUCUAAAGGUGUCCUCUUCUUGUGGCUCAGUCUACGUGGACGGCAGCGAGGCACGUGGUUCGGUGAACGGCUCCGUAUUGGUCAAAUACGGCACCUACACCGGCCUGGCCGAGUUCACCGUCUGGAUGCCAGAAUUUCCGCUGGAAUUAUCGGUGGCCGACACGAGAUUAUCGCAGCUGAAAGCUUGGCGGGCGCCGGAUUAUCACCCCAGCGCUUCGAAAUCCAGAAGGAAAAAACGCUCGUACAGCACCGGCUGGGGCCUACCUGGCGAAGACAUGACCAACGGAGUGGAGAAGCCUUUCUGCCGGCUGCGCUACCAACAGACCUCCGUCGAGGUUUACGCGCGCUUUUUCGCCUCCGAUCACUCCUCUGGCCGUACCACGUACCUCAUCAACAGAAGGACGUACCUCAGGGUCACUGACUUAGUGUUACCUUGGCUCAGGGUGAGCGAUCCGAGGAUAGCUAGUCUGCACGGGAGGAUUUUGCAAGGAAGGAGUGUGGGAAGGACGGAAGUGCAAGUGUUGUCUCCGAUAACAAGCAGAGUUUAUGGUUCCAAGGAAGUGAGGGUCGGAAAUGACAAAGUUGCUCUAACGAAACUUUCCGUACAAGUCGUGUCUGGCUUGCAGCUUAACAUAUCCCCUGAUAGUUCUUUGGAAAACGUCUAUGUAGCUGAAACUGGGAUCACUAGAAAAUUGACUGCACAAUACCAGGAGGGCCUCCUGGACAUCGAGCUGGAGUUCUCCGACGGUCAACGAACCCCCCUGCGUGACUUCUCUGACUCUGACUACCACCUGGUGGUCGAGAGCCUCGACCCGGAAGUGGUCGCCUUCGCUCCCAUGGUCGCCUCCCACCACCCGCGGGUCAUCGCCGUGGGGGAAGGGGGCGGCGACCUCCUCCAAGUGACCCUCCUGCUGGCGGAGGAGUGCAGGGUCGGCUCCAGGCCGAGAGGAAAGUCCGGGGGGCCUUUGGCCACCGCUGCUGCUUCUAUCAGCGUGGAUUUCAGCAGCGGAGAUUUGGCGCACCGGCCUGAUAUUCUGCAGAAUGAUGGAGGGAGUUAUAGUGGAGGGAAAGGAAGGGAGUUUUUGGACCUGCAGGAUAUUCUGAAAGGUUCUGCAACGAAAGAUGACGACUCUCAAGAGCCGAACGUCCAAGCUCGCCAAUAUCAAGGAAACAAUAAGGGGGUGCCCAAACAUAGGGUACAAAGUCACUCCACUCCUUUAGAGAUCAGCAUGUAUGUUCUCUUGGCAGCCUUCUGUUGUGCAAUAAUGGUUUUCGUGAUAUCGUGCGUGGUCUACGCCUCGAAAUUCAAACCUCUCGAUCCGGGCAUAACUGCCGGCCUGCACGCAUCCCCUGUGAACCCCAGCAAUAUGGUCAUACACCGUGAACCGCGCAAGCCCAGAGAAUCCACCACCAACGCCCACGACUGGGUGUGGCUGGGUCGCGCCACCGUCGACCACGCCCAUCGAAACUCCGCCCAUUCAACUAACCACGCACAUCGAAACUCCGCCCUCUCGACCACGCCCAAGAGUCUCCCGACAGACAUGCGCAUCAUCGCCAAUCCGCUGAACACGAACUACUGCGACCCCGAGGACGCGUUGGCUACCAGCUUCAGCAACCCGAGUCACAUCGAGUUGCCUAGCAAAGGGGACUUGAACGCCAACAGAUCCGUCGAUAGCAGCACUUAUUGUAAGAGCAAAGUUGGUGAAGGGAUUAGUAACGCUAACAAUAACGAUGAUCUGCAAGUCUGGAAUAAACCAACACCCCCACCACCUCUACCUCCUCACGGCAUUCCCAUGCAGACCCCCCAGGACACCCUCAGCGAUUAUCGUCCUCCCGUACCCCCGCAUCGUAACAUUGGAGUCACCGCCAGCACCACGGCAUCAGAAACUGGACCUGCGAAGAGACCUCAUCACCACCACUACCGGAACAAAAGCCAGGAUAAAUCGAAUAUCCACAGAAAUAAUGCAAAAGCUGAUGAUGGAACUGAUGAGAGCAAACAAGAAGAAAAUAGAGACCAACGCAUGUUCGAAUUUGAUGAUGAACCUCAAGCUUCGGAUUCAAAGAAAGAAGAGAAGAUAGAGUUCGUCCAGUAUCCGAAAUCACCUUCUGUCAAUGGAAAGAGGAAUAGUGCUGAAGUAAAACGAGCAACCAUAGUGGGAAAUCCAAUGUUCAGGGCAGACGACGAUAUUUUGGAGACCAAUAAAACGACAGCCGAAUUGGCAAAUAUCGAUGAUCUUCAAUUGGACAUGGAUUAUGAUCAGAUCAUGCACUAUUUCGAAAAUUUGAAGGAAUCGAAUGCCUGAGUAGAAGAGAUCAUUGCAAAAAUCCGUGACAUACUGUUAUCGUUCAGCGAGCAAUACCGAGCCUCGGCCCUCAACGGCAAUCCAGCCAGCCUGGAUCCCAUCCAGAACGACGCGAGCCAGAGUUUCGACUAUUUUUUCGAUCAUCUCAGCGAAUCGUACGCUUGAAAUAAUCGUUCCUCGCAUCAACCCACUGAGCAAAUCUGGAAGAUAUGUUGAGGCAAGGUUGUAGCAAUUACUGAAACGGAUGUACAGCAAUAUUGCAAAUGUAAAUUUGUAAAUGUAACGUUCCAGCAAUGUUACCUUCGCAAUAUUGCUCUGAACGCCCGUUUCAGUAAUUGUUUCAAUAUUGCAUCAACAUAGCUUUCAACUUUGCUUAGUGGGAAUCCAGGGUCAAUUAACGUUGGGAGCUUGGGACAUUAUAGUAUCAUAAUUAUAUGCCUAUAUCAUCAUGUAUACCCGUUAUGUAAUAACGCAAGACUGAACUUUUACUUAUCAGUUGACCUCAGAGUUGGAAUUUUUAUUGAAGGAAAAUGGUGAAUGUGUAUUUCAUUCAGAUUCAGAUCCAUCUUUUUUCAGGAAGGAGAACUUUGGUUGUGAAAGGUAAAAUUUUGAUUGACAAAUAUGCACUGAUGACGACAAAACAGAACGUUAUAACUGGAUCUUAUCUUGCUUUUUUCAGGUUUGCUUAUGUAAAAAGUGUGAUGAAAGUUUUGAAUUCUCAAUUUGCAAAAUUUCCCACUUUGAAAAACAUUUUUAGGUGUGAAAUAAUGUGAAUUUAUAAAAGUUUGUUUGCUGUUUUAAUGACACUAAAGCCUUGAAAUCAUAAAGAUUCCAUCAUUAAAAGGGUAUAUAGAAAUGAUAGAGGAAAUUUUUGUAAAGGAUGUUUGCAGUGAUCUAAUGAAUUUAAUCUAGUC